UCUCUCUUAGAUUUUAUCAAUAGAAAGAAUUUCUGCUCAGUUCAACCAAAACCAAGGAUUUCAAGGAUCUUCAGUGCAGUUUGUGUUCAACGUUUGCCACAGAUCACAAAAGAGAAAUCAGAACUGGAAAAACGGUAUGAGGAACUUCAAGAUCAACUGGAACUUGAACACAGUGCACUGUCAGAGGAUGAAGUUGAGUGGGAAGGAAUUCAAGAACGGAAGAAAAACCUGAAGGAUGAUGACGAUGAUGAAAGUAUGGCAAUAGGAAUGAUGGAGUCGAAAAGAAAGGUUGUUAUGAUUGUUAAGAUUGGCAUGUUCUAAAACCUGAAACAGCGAAAUGAAAUGACCAAAAUGAAACAAGUGAAAUAAGCAAAAGGAGCAAAACAAGCAAAGCAAAAUGAUGGUAACGAGCAAAACAAAAUGAAACAAGUGAAACCACUGAUAUGACCAAAACAAAACUAUUGAAACAAAAUGAACAUCACAGGCAAAAUGAAACAACUGAAAUGACCUAAAAAUAAAAAAAAAAAAAAAAAGUCAAUAAUAAUAAAAUGAAUGCCCAGAGGUGUCAGGUGUUACAUCUUGAUUGCGAUUGGCUUGGCGUGAGGUGUCGAGGGAACCUUCAUAAACAAAUAAAUAAAUAAAAAAAUCAUGUCAAUGAAUACAGCUAUCUGUUUCCUCCUCUCCUUUCUGUAUACACGUUAGUAUUCAAUAUGGCUGGCAUUCUGUCCAAGAAACUACAAUAAUAUAUGUGUCAAAUUAUAGUUUCAACUGCUGGUGUGGUGGAAAAAAAAAAGGUUUGGUGAGACAACCUUAAUUUAUUUCAGAGCCUCAAAUGCAAGAGAAUAUCUGAAGUGAAAUCUACAUUUUUUUUUGACAUUUUAUCCUCCACUCAUCUCAAUCAUUUUAGUGGUUUGUUUUGGUCAUAGCGGUUAUUUUGUUUUGGUCGUUUUGUUUUGGUCGUUUUGUUUUGGUCGUUUUGCUUGUUUCAUUUGUUUCGUUUGGUCAUUUCAUUCUGUUGUUUCAGAUUUUUGUACAUUGCAAUAAGAUUUGAGUUUGACUAUAAACCAAGUGAAAAGAUCUUGAUUAUUUCUACCUUCCUGUAAGAUAUCAUGAACAGAAAAGAAUUAGUUAAUAAUGUGUUCAUGCUCAAUGUUGACUAGCACUAUUGCCUGCAUCUUGCAUUGUGACUGUUCUUGUUAAAAUGAACCUAUUUUAUUACAGUUAUGUGCUUCUGAUACAUGCCACUCAAUAUACUAUUUUAGCCAAGAAGUCAUAUUACACAUGAAGAUAGCACAUAAUUUACAUCACAUCAUCUCUGAGAGGUUCAAACAUUGAAGUUACCAUUAGAAAAUGUCUUUUGUUACCCUUGAUACUCUCUGGAACCAAACUGCCCCUUGGGAUAUGGAUUAUAUUGUGGCUUGUUUGGAGCUUUAUCCAGAGGGCAAGUGAACUAGAAAAGUUGGUUAUUAGGCAGCACAAUUUAGCCAACUAGGCAGAUUUGUGUAAAGCAUUAUUAGGCUGACUGGGGAUUAGCCAACAAUUUUUGAUUUAGUUUUGAAGCUUUUCAGACAGUUUCAAUUGUCUACAUUUUUUCUUUAGUUUUGUCUAUGGCUAAGGUAAAUCCCUUAAAAUGUAAACCCCGAUGCAGGCUUAAUUUUCAAGAAAAAUUGAGGAAACAUCAAUAUUUCUGUCCUGUGUUAUCACGAAAUGCUUUACUAACAACUGGGAAUAGGAAUUUCCUCUUUUUGGAAAUUCUGAAAAGAAAUUACUUGUAGCCCACAAUUAGAAAAGUAAAUCAGGUGGAUUGCACAUAUGAUGAGAUUUAAAUUAGUCAUGAUAAAUCAACAGCAAUUUGAGGAGGAGCAAGAAGAGGAAUUUAGACUGUAUCAGCCAGGCAGCCGAGAGACAGAAGCAGACAAAAUAACUGACCUUAAAUCAUUGCAUCGCAAACUACAAGAUAAUUUAAUCUUGUUAGUAAGACGUCAGAAGGAUUCAGUGACAUGGGAGCUGCCAUUUGGUGAAGUAACAAACACCAACGACACUCUUCAACAGGUUUGUUGACACCUUCCCUUUUAACCUUCAACUCCCAAGAUCUGGUUGUUGAUUCUCCCAUUAGCAGCUACACAUUUCCUCAUAUAUUAGUUAUGGAAAUUUAGUGUUAGAUCAAGAUAACAACAUCUACCUGAUACUUUUGAGUAUUCUCAUGACCAUUUUGCUGGAUAAUGUAUGAAUAUUAGAGGGAGAGGUUGCAUCUUAAUCACUUUUGGGAGUAAAGGGGUUUCAGUUUAGUAAAACUGGAAUUAAUAACUCUAAAAGACAGUGGUUAUCAUGUUGUAAUGGUCAUGUGCACAGCCUUUUCCCUAUGUUUUGGAUGGCUGAUCUACAUUUACAGCAAAAUAAACUUAACAUAGUGUACUUACGCAAAAAAGUUACAUGCACAGUGUGGUUGCUUCUAUUGGGAUGGUUUCAUCUUGGGGUUCACCUGCUGACAAAAAUGUGUAGUCAUCUUUCUCAACACAGUUGAUGGUUUAGUGGACAAUAGGGUUUUGUCCAACUCUUAUAAAUAUUACUAAUAACUGUAAAUAAAAUUGCAUUUUUUACCUAUUUUCAGGUAGCAUCAAAAAGUUUAAGUGACACUUGUGGCACUGAUCUUAAAGUUCAGUUUCUCAGCAAUGCACCAACUGCUGUGAUGAAAAAGUACAAAAACAAAAAUGACAAGGUGAGGUUAAUAGUGUUCAAAAGAUAACAUUGUUAAAGCUGAAGGAGUGCCAAGCUAAAGGCAGGGUUAUGGUACCUUGUUGAUUUAAGUUCAGUUUAAUGAUGCUUUUGGGAAUAAAGAGAUGUUACAUCUUCAAAAGAAUGAAAUCAGCUCUUCCUCCUAUGGAAACAAAAUCAAAACCUAUCUCAGACUUUACAGAGUUUUCUUUCUCUCAGGCCCAAAAAUAACACUGAGAUGCACUCAAACAUUUUUCAAAACUUGUUGUCUUAAUUCUCCAAGUGUGUCUGUCCUCAAAAUCUUCUUUUUGUUUCCUAGGUAUUUUUCUACAAAGUGAACUAUGUAACAGGUUGUGUCAGACUACAUGAAGGAUACUUUGAUCACAUCUGGGUGACAAGGAAGGAAAUGAAAGACUUUGUUGAUGCAGAAUAUUUCAAGACAAUAAAACGGUUUAUAUUUUAA
Messenger RNA from Pocillopora meandrina, 3178 nucleotides. NCBI's taxonomy places the organism in Eukaryota, Metazoa, Cnidaria, Anthozoa, Scleractinia, Pocilloporidae. The record is from the annotation of a GenBank genome assembly.